Messenger RNA from Odontomachus brunneus, 2451 nucleotides. RefSeq lists its product as uncharacterized. The record is from RefSeq and is a predicted model, not a curated record. The transcript is spliced from 2 exons. Bases 1 to 2451 code for a protein of 816 amino acids. NCBI's taxonomy places the organism in Eukaryota, Metazoa, Arthropoda, Insecta, Hymenoptera, Formicidae.
AUGACGGAGCUGCUGCAACGACAGCAACAAUUAUGCCGAUCGAUCGCUCGAUACCUCGAUAAUUUCAAGAAGAUCGGACGAGCCAAUCUGACGGCCGCGAAGGUGCGAUCUCGAAUUUCGGCUCUUAAAGAUCUCUGGAUCCAGUUCCAAGACGGGCAUGCCUCUCUGGUGAACUCGACUCCGCUCCCCGCGCAGAAGACGAUGGACUAUUUCACCGAGCAUCGCUACGACGAGACGGAGGACACUUAUCGCGCAGCAUUGGACCACAUGUCGGAGGAGCUGGAAGAGUUGGAUCCACCUCGACAUCAUUCUCUGUUGCACACGAGCCCGCGAGCUGAACCCUCUUUAUCGAAUGACCUGCCCGGUCAACAAACGAAAAUGCGCGCGGAGAAUAAACUCGAGGUGAACUCGAUGUUGGCCUCUCCGAUGAGAGCGAAACCAUCGCGGAUUAUUCUAGCGACAGCUCGCGUAAGAGUUGGCGUGGUCGAAGGUCGCUCGGUAGAAAUACGAGCCUUGUUAGAUCAGGGCUCCGAAAUGUCCUUUAUUUCUGAAUACCUAGCUCAAUUGUUACGGGUUAAACGCAUACGAAUGCCGACGUCGGUUUCUGCCGUCGGUUGCGUGGAUGCCGGGACCUUCAAGUACGCCGCUCGAAUCUGUGUCUCUCAUCGCGAUGUAAGCGCUCCAACCUUUAACACUACUGCUUUAAUUUUAACUUCUUUAACCGCGUACGCUCCGCAAAGCGAUGCGGAUAUCGCCUCGUUUUCUCAUUUGGCGGACCUUGCAUUUGCGGAUCCGGAUCCAACGAGCAAGGAGCCUAUUCACCUCAUUCUCGGCGCGGAUCUGUAUGGGGAGGUCAUUCUCGGGGGCUUGCGCAAGGGUUCACUCGGCGAGCCUAUCGCGCAAGAUUCAAUUUUCGGAUGGGUCAUAUCGGGACCACUCUCUCCAUCCUCUCCCGCGUCACCUCCUUCACCUCUUUCUCCUGGAGAUGCUCGGAUGUCGCAUCACGUCUCCGUUUAUCAUUGUCUCAACACUACCUCACUGAAGGACGAAAUCAGACGAUUUUGGGAAAUUGAGGACUUUCCCACUCGUUUAAUUGCCACGCCUGACGACGAGAAGUGCGAAAUGCAUUUUCGCUCUACACAUACUCGUACGCCAACGGGGCGUUAUAUCGUCAGGUUGCCUUUUCGCCGUGAUCCUCCCAUUGAUAUCGGGGAGUCUCGCCAACGAGCCGAGCAACGGCUGAACGCGCUCUUUCGACGGUUUGGUGCACAUCAGAAGCAGUUCGCUGAAUAUCAGGCGUUUAUUCGGGAGUAUGAGCGUCUCGGUCAUUUGCGUAAACUGCCUGCCGCCGAGGACCGCCCGGAUCCGUGUGUCUAUCUCCCUCACCAUCCCGUUUUCCGUGAUUCCAGCAGCACCACACGUCUGCGUGUCGUGUUCGACGCUUCAAGUCUCACGUCGAACGGUUCGAGUCUCAAUAAUCACCUUUUAACAGGGCCCAAACUUCAAACGGAUUUAUCCGCCGUGAUACUGCGUUGGCGUCAAUUUCGCUUUGUGUAUUCAGCCGACAUCGCGAAGAUGUACAGGCAGAUUCUUGUAGACGACCGCGAUCUUAAUUUCCAAAGAAUUUUGUGGCGUGACUCCUCCCGUGAAUCCGCCGUCGACUAUCAAUUACUCACAGUCACUUACGGGAUGGCGUGUGCACCCUUUCUCGCGUUACGCGUUAUUCAGCAAUUAGCUCAGGACGAAGGGGAACGGUAUCCCAUGGCGGUGCCCAUUUUGCAAGAGCAUAUUUACGUCGACGACGUGCUGUUCGGUCACGACGACUUGAACGCUCUACGUGCCACGCGAGAUCAAUUAGUUUCAUUAUUACGUCGCGGCGGGUUCGAACUUCGGAAAUGGGCAGCCAAUUCAGCAGCUCUCCUUUCUGAUAUUGAUGACUCAGAGCACGGAACCGCGUGCGACAAAUCCUUGUCUCACUCUGACAAUCUUAAUAUCCUCGGCGUUGAAUGGAAUCCAGUCCUCGAUUCUUUUCAGAUUCGGGUGUCCAUGUCCGAUGACCUUCUCCGCACCAAGCGUUCCAUUCUUGCCGCCAUCGCUCGAUUAUACGAUCCUCUCGGAUGGGUCACCCCUGUGAUUCUCUCUGCCAAAGUUUUGAUGCAGACACUUUGGAGAAAUGGACUCUCAUGGGACGAGCCGAUUCCGCCCUCGCUAUCCUGUCGCUGGCAACAAAUCUGCGACGGUAUUUCGCGGUUGAGUAACCUGAGACUGCCGCGGUGGUCCGGGUUCACCGCUGAUUGUGAGCUCGAGCUCCACGGAUUCGCGGAUGCAUCAACCGUCGCAUAUGCUGCCGCCGUGUAUUUAAAGGUCGUCGAUUCCUCUCAGACCGUCACUAUCAGCUUAUUACUAGGUAAAUCGAGAGUUGCUCCUUUGAAGCCGCUCAGCAUACCUUGA